AUGCCUUCAGUAUCGACGUUGUCAGAGGAAGAGAAGACCAAAGUCAAAAACGCGAUCCCCAAAUCUUCAAACAAGAUCCACACCGCGGCCCUCAGCCGCAUCUACUACGCACACCCGAAUCCGAAUGAAUGGUCGUACUCUGGACUGCAAGGCGGACUUGCGUUUGUCAAGGACAACACCAGAAAUGCAUUUUACUUUAGACUGGUUGAUCUCACUGGGACAAGGGGUGUAAUCUGGGAGCAUGAGCUAUACGAGGGCUUUGAGUAUUUCCAGGACAGGCCCUUCUUUUUCUCUUUCGCUGGAGAUGAUUGUAUGAUCGGUUUUGUCUUCGCCGAUGAGAGCGAAGCCAAAACCUUACACAAAAAGGUUGUUUCUAGGAAGGCCGAUACCGGCAAAGCGAAAGCUUCUAUUUCCAAGAAGAGUUCUGUCAAGGGCGGCAAGAUUGACAAGUCCAUGAUCUCUGGGCCCGCCCAGGGCUCUUUCAGACACGUUGCUCACAUGGGCUAUGAUGCUGAGAAAGGAUUCACAAGCACAGGAGUCGACCCGUCCUGGUCGACCUUGCUAUCUUCACUUGAAUCACAGGGAGUUAACAAGGAGAUUCUCCAGAAUAACAUGGACUUCAUCAAGGAAUAUGUUCGUGAUGCGCAGGCGCAGGCAGCUGGUGGCGGGGAGAAGAAGAAACCGCCCCCGCCGCCGGCACCCAGGCGAGGACAUGGUCAGAAAGAAAGUACCUCAUCUAUCGCGAUGCCACCACCGCCACCACCUUCUCGUGCUCCACCUUUCCGUGCUCUGCCGCCGCCUUCGGCUGCUCCGCCGCUGCCGUCGACUGCACCACCACCGCCUUCGGCUGUACCACCACCACCGCCGACUGCACCACCACCACCGCCGGUUGCACCGCCAUCACCGCCUCCUGCCCCGCUUUCUCGUGCUCCUCCUGCACCCGCCCCGCCUUCUGCUCCGCCGUCGCGUCCCUCCGUAGCGCCUCCCACGCGUCCCUCUGCUGCUCCGCCAGUAUCGCCAGCGCCUCCAGCACCCCCUUCACGCCCUGCGGCCACACCUCCAGCACCUCCCCCGCCGGGUCGUCCUGCUCCCAGCGGAAGUGUGCCUCCCCC
This is a messenger RNA of Phanerochaete carnosa HHB-10118-sp, 1112 nucleotides long. RefSeq lists its product as uncharacterized. Lineage: Eukaryota; Fungi; Basidiomycota; Agaricomycetes; Polyporales; Phanerochaetaceae. The annotation marks the transcript as partial. The transcript is spliced from 3 exons. The record is from RefSeq and is a predicted model, not a curated record.